AUAGUCUCAUCGAUCUUUGUAUCACAGGCGCUUGAGCUUGGAUCUCCUUACAGCUUGAAGACAUGUCGUUGAUAUCCAAAAUAAGUAUCACUACUUCUCUACAUGAAACUGUAUCUCGUUUGACAUAUUUUCCGACAUUGACAUUUGUUCGAUGGCGAAAACCAAGACAUCUUCCAAAAGCCCGAAGUAAGAUAUACAACGUAAGGCAGCCGACACCAAAGGAUGAUGAAGAAACAAAGCUGAUGACAACUCUUACGGACCGGUACAACGUUAAAAUAAGAGCUAUCAGAUCACACUUGUCAACUGUGCUACUGGAAUCCAACAGACUGAGGGAGGAGCAGAUAAUUAAAACUGAGCAGCAGGAGAGGGAGCGGGAGUGGAAUCGAAUGAUUAUCCAAAAUGAAAAAUGGAAUUUUGAAGUAGCAAAGAAACGGGUGAUAAGACAAGCUAAAGAUGCUGAGGCGAGAUUGGUGGAGAUCAACAGAAUCAAGUCUGUACGGGAGAGAAGAGCCUCCAGACUUCACAAAGAAGCCUUGGACAGGGUGGCAUAUGAAAUGGACCAGGUUGAUAAAUUCAUCACUGUCAGCAAUGUUGAUGAGGAGAUUGAACGUGUGCUAGAUUCAUCAAAGAACUACCUAUUUGCUGUUGACAAGAAAGGGACAGUUAUAGGAGCGGAGUCGAAACAAACAGUUACAGAUUCUGAUUUAUCAUCAACACCAGAAACCCCAAAAACCUAAUACACUGUCAUGAUAAAAAAUAAUUUGAAUGUG
This is a messenger RNA of Mizuhopecten yessoensis (Yesso scallop), 770 nucleotides long. RefSeq names its product probable 28S ribosomal protein S26, mitochondrial. The record is from RefSeq and is a predicted model, not a curated record. The coding region runs from base 63 to 737 and encodes 224 amino acids. The transcript is spliced from 4 exons. NCBI's taxonomy places the organism in Eukaryota, Metazoa, Mollusca, Bivalvia, Pectinida, Pectinidae. Gene Ontology annotation, cellular component: mitochondrial small ribosomal subunit.